Messenger RNA from Pararge aegeria (speckled wood butterfly), 2062 nucleotides. Its product is annotated as senecionine N-oxygenase-like. The coding region runs from base 303 to 1598 and encodes 431 amino acids. Lineage: Eukaryota; Metazoa; Arthropoda; Insecta; Lepidoptera; Nymphalidae. The record is from RefSeq and is a predicted model, not a curated record. The transcript is spliced from 8 exons. Gene Ontology annotation, molecular function: flavin adenine dinucleotide binding; NADP binding; N,N-dimethylaniline monooxygenase activity.
UAAAUAUAGACCGUAUAGCACGCCUUCAAUAUUCGCAUUCACUUCCUUAUCAAUCGCGAUACCUAUUUACAUAAUAGAUAUCCGCUAUCGUGAGUUUGUUUAUACCUAAAAUACGAAAAAAUGAUCGCCUCAUCUCAGUAGCGAAUACCGCUUCGAUAAAAACAAAUUGGUUCGCAGUAAAUAUUUCUCGUAACAAUACAAAACACUUUACAGGUGUAAGUAGGUAUCUUAUUUAAUUGCGCGUUUAACAAUUUCUUUUGCGUGUAGUGAAUAGUGACAGUAUACAUUAAAAGUUGACGAAAAUGAAAAAGAUACCAAAUCCACGUGUAUGCAUCAUCGGCGCCGGGCUAGCUGGUCUGACCUCUGCCAGGUACCUGCAGGAUGAAGGCAUCAGCUUCACGGUGCUGGAGGGUACGCGCUACGUUGGUGGCACGUGGCGGUACGACCCCAGGGUUGGCACUGACGAGAAUGGCCUUCCCCUACACACCAGCAUGUAUAAACAUUUGAGGACGAAUCUCCCAAAGCCUACGAUGGAACUGCGAGGUUUUCCUGUACCAGAUGACAUGCCCUCAUUCCCCAGUUGGAAAAUAUAUUACAAAUACAUACAGGAGUAUGUGAAACAUUUCGAUUUAGCAAGGCAUAUAAAGUUCCUACAUAACGUAAUAUUAGUUUCUCGAGUACAAAACAUGUGGAAAGUGAAAUAUCAAAAUGUACUGACUGGCGAGGAGUUUGAAGACGAGUUUGACUUCGUGAUUGUUGGCACGGGGCAUUACAGCAAACCAAAUUAUCCGACCAUCCCAAAUGAAGAACUCUUUACAGGUACAAUUAUACACAGUCAUGACUACAGAGAGCCUGAGGUUUACAAAGACCGUCGGGUACUUAUAGUUGGUGCCGGUCCAUCCGGCAUGGACAUCGCCAUCGACGUGGCAUAUCACUCCAAAGCCCUAGUACAUAGCCAUCACUCCAGAAUAAAGUUCAGGGAAGUCUUCCCCAAACAUUAUAUAAGGAAACCGGAUAUAGAAGAGUUUAACGCUACCGGCGUUUUAUUCAAAGAUGGCACUUAUGAGGAUAUUGAUGACGUCAUUUAUUGUACUGGUUUCCAAUAUGACUAUCCAUUCUUGGACAAGAGCUGCGGCCUGGAUUUAAGCCCACGCAGCGUCACGCCGCUAUACAAGUACAUGGUGAAUAUCCGCCAGCCCACUAUGGUGGUGAUGGGACUCACCGUGCGAGCCUGUCUGGUUGUUGCUUUGGAUGCACAGUCCCGCUACGCCACGGCGUUGGUGAAGGGCAACUUCACGCUGCCUCCUCAGGAGGAGAUGAUGGAAGAGUGGAACAGGCGUGCUGAGCUCAUCAGGUCAAAAGGACGACCGUUAUCCGAUAUCCACUUCCUAGCUGAAAAGGAGGAUGACUACUACGCUGACUUGACAGAAGAAUCUGGUAUCGAGAGGGUUCCACCAGUCAUGUUCAAAAUCCGUACAGUCGAUACACAGGCGAAACUUGAAAGCCUCUACACUUAUAGAAAUUAUGCGUAUACCGUUCUUGAUAAUGAAACAUUUGUGAGGACUCUGGAAGACAAAAAUAUUAAUAGAAUAAGAUAGAUUUUAUUUCGUCGCUACCUACAUUUUCGGCGAAACCAAUGUGUUGAACCUGAAUCCACGCCGGUGUGCAAUACUGCGUUCCUCUAGUGUCCAAAGGCUAGCUUAAACCAGCGGGACUUGUGAUUGGUCGUAAAUUUGCACGCUCAAGCAAACGCAGGCUAUUUUAGUAAACUAUACUUUGCUAAACAGACCAACGCCGUCUCAGUCAAUACAAAGUUUCAGUCAUGUGUACAAUUCGCGAUGUUUUGUUAACAGUUUGCUCGCUCGCAAUCGAGGAGUUGUUUUCGCGUAUCAAUAGGCAGAGACAUAAUAAUAUUGAAAAAAAAAAUUACUAUGGAUUCGUUAAACGCAAUAAAAUAAUUAGCAUUUUUUACAAUUUAAGUUUUACUGGUUAGUAUUAUGAAUUUGUUUAGCAACUGUUAAGUACAAAGCAUACUAGCUGUUUUAAUAAAAAUAAUCACUUA